Polypterus senegalus (gray bichir) is the source of this 646-nucleotide messenger RNA. Its product is annotated as putative inactive carboxylesterase 4. The coding region runs from base 144 to 497 and encodes 117 amino acids. The transcript has 3 exons. NCBI's taxonomy places the organism in Eukaryota, Metazoa, Chordata, Cladistia, Polypteriformes, Polypteridae. The record is from RefSeq and is a predicted model, not a curated record.
GUUGUAUCCAAAAUGUGGACUUUAUAGAAAAGUUUUUGGAGGAGGUGAAGCUAACAUUACAGAUCCCUGUUGUUUCUGAAGAUUGUUUGUACUUAAACAUCUACACCCCCGCAGAAUCCAACAAGGAGUCAAGAUUACCAGUAAUGGUGUGGAUUCAUGGAGGAGGAUUAAUGAUGGGCGCAGCCAUCCAUUAUGAUGGCUCAGCACUUGCUGCUUAUGAGAAUGUGGUGGUGGUGGUGAUCCAGUAUAGGCUGGGAAUUUUAGGAUUUUUGAGCACUGGUGAUGACCAUAGUCGUGGAAACUGGGGCCUCCUAGACCAAAUAGCAGCUCUACAGUGGGUUCAACGGAAUAUUAAGAGUUUUGGAGGAGACCCAGACUCUGUAACCAUUUUUGGAGAAUCAGCUGGAGGAUGCAGUGUAUCGGCUCUUGUAUGUACAUAUAUAAUUCUAACUAUAUGUGGUAUUUUACAUUUUACAUUUACUUUUGUAUUAAUGUAAUUGAGCUUAACGAACACAUUUAAUGCACAUGUAUAUAAAACACAGUUUAGUCACAAAUACACUCGAUACAACUUUCCAAACAUCAUGAUAUAAAUAAACAAUAUCAUUAAACACCCUGACCCAACCCUGUUCAGAGAGAAAUGCAUGAA